Messenger RNA from Acipenser ruthenus (sterlet), 5859 nucleotides. RefSeq names its product protein Jade-1-like. Gene Ontology annotation, biological process: regulation of transcription by RNA polymerase II. The record is from RefSeq and is a predicted model, not a curated record. NCBI's taxonomy places the organism in Eukaryota, Metazoa, Chordata, Actinopteri, Acipenseriformes, Acipenseridae. The transcript has 11 exons. The coding region runs from base 589 to 3174 and encodes 861 amino acids. Gene Ontology annotation, cellular component: histone acetyltransferase complex.
GAGUGUAAAAUAUUUUCUGUCAGAAAAGUUACGUGUAUUUUUAAACGACAGGGUAAAAAUGAAGUUUUGUUGAUAGUUGUUCCACAAUAACUGAUUUUUUACGUUACGGUUAUAUAUAGGUACUUUGGAUUAUGUUAUCACUAGUCUAGUACAAUUUUAAACCGGACAAACUGGAAUAUAUAUAUAUAUAUAUAGUAGGUGCAGCUACUUCGUUAUGGUGCAAGGUCACGAUUUAGGUAUAAAGUUCAGAGAUGUAAACUUGUCAGAAUUUUCUACGCGAGCAGACAGGGUAUAGGUUUUCCAGUCUGAGAUGACGCUGUUGGCGUUGCCGAAUGUGUGUCAGCACAUGUCUGAAUAAAUAUCCAUGUCAGGGCGUAACAAAGUGGGAUGUUUGAGCAGUCAUGGUGCAGUUCAGCGGCAAAGUUGUACUCGGUCAUGUACACCUACGUAUUAAUUACAUCCUCUGUACCCCCAAACCAUACUUCUUAGCUAACGUACUGCGAUGGACACGUGUACGCCUGUGUAACUAAGUGUAUUUGUUUCAGUAAAUAGUAAGGGUUGGAAAAUUACGGAUGAUGGAUAAAGCAGAUGCUGCAAGUUUGCACACCGAAGGACAGAUUGCCUGUUUGUAACCUGAAGAAGACCAUGAAGCGAAGCCGGCUUCCCAGCAGCAGUGAGGACUCUGACAACGGCAGUCAUUCUACCUCCUGGUCGCAGCAUUCCAAAUCUCAACACAGGAGGAACUCCUGGUCCAGACAUGAAGAUAGAAAACCAUCUGAGGUGUUCAGAACAGAUUUGAUCACUGCUAUGAAGGUGCAUGAUUCCUGCCAGCUGAACCCAGUCGAGUACUACAUCCUGGCAGACCCCUGGAGGCAGGAGUGGGAGAAGGGAGUCCAAGUGCCAGUCAGCCACGAGUCCAUUCCAGUGCCCGUCCUCAGAAGUGUGGCUGAGAAGGACAAGGCAAUCAUGUUUACUAGAUCGAGGAAGUUAAUACGCUCCUCUGGUUCUGAGCCACCGGAACUGGGGUACGUAGACAUCUGUACCCUGGCUGACAGCAUGUGUCGCUACGACCUGAAUGAAACAGACGUAGCCUGGCUGGAGGUCAUCAAUGAAGAAUUCAGGGAAAUGGGUUUGCCAGAAGUGGAUGAACUCACCAUGGAAAGGGUCAUGGAAGAAUUUGAGAGGUGUUGUUAUGACAACAUGAACCACGCCAUGGAGACUGAGGAGGGACUGGGCAUCGAGUACGACGAAGAUGUUGUUUGCGAUGUCUGCCAGUCACCUGAUGGGGAAGACGGGAACGAAAUGGUCUUCUGUGACAAAUGCAACAUUUGUGUACACCAGGCCUGCUACGGUAUCCUCAAAGUGCCUGAAGGCAGCUGGUUGUGUCGCACCUGUGCCCUGGGCGUCCAGCCCAAAUGUUUACUCUGCCCUAAAAAGGGUGGGGCGAUGAAACCGACACCCAGUGGAACAAAGUGGGUUCAUGUCAGCUGUGCAUUGUGGAUACCAGAGGUGAGCAUCGGAAGCCCUGAGAAGAUGGAGCCCAUCACAAAGGUGUCACACAUCCCUAACAGUAGAUGGGCAUUGGUGUGUCGCCUGUGCAAGGAGAAGUCAGGAGCCUGCAUACAGUGCUCUGCGAAGAACUGCCGAACUGCCUUCCACGUGACGUGUGCGUUCCAGUGCUGCUUGGAGAUGAAGACCCUCCUGGCAGAGAACGACGAGGUGAAGUUCAAGUCCUUCUGCCUGAAGCACAGCGACAAGCCGGAGAAGAAGGGGGGCUCGGAGGAGGAGGAAGAGGAAGCCGAGGAUGAGGAGAAGGCAGUGGUGCUGAACCGCAACCAGCAGAGCUUGAGCCAGCGAAAGCAGAAACUGCAGCAGCUGGAGGAGGAGUUCUUCAAGUUCACGAACGCAGGCGAGGUGGCGCAGUCCCUCCGGCUGCCAGAGGAGCAGGUGGACUUCAUGUACCAGUACUGGAAACUCAAGAGGAAGGCCAGCUUCAACAAGCCGCUCAUCACUCCCAAGAGGGAUGAGGCAGACAACCUGGCCAAACAGGAGCAGGACGUGCUGUUCAGGAGGCUGCAGCUCUUCACACACCUCCGGCAGGACCUGGAACGGGUUCGAAAUCUCACGUACAUGGUGACAAGAAGAGAAAAGAUGAAGAGAUCUGUGUGCAGAGUACAGGAGCAGAUCUUCCACCAUCACAUCAAACUGUUGGAGGAGGAUCAGCUUGCAGGCGUACCUUCAUCGGGCCAUUUGGAAGGCGCAUUCCUCUUCAAAUGGCUCACUCCUCUGGAAGAUUCAAAGAAGCAAGCUUUUAAAAGCUUUUAUUUCGGCCAGCCUCCGGGACAUUUUGCAGGAGAGCCCUGGCCGGUCAAAGAGUCUCACAAGGGAGAGAAAGGCAAAGCCUCAAGAGACAUCAGGAAAAGAACGUUGCGGAAGCAGCAGUCAAACGCAGCCAAUGACUACACCGGGAAACCGGACGCCAGCAGCGACAGCAGCAGAAAGGAGCAGGAACCUCAGGGCAGGCUGUCCAAGGCUGGGGCGAAACCAGCUCACCAUGGAGACCAACCAAAUGUUCUGCUAACGCUGGAGCACAAAAAAGUAGAACGGGGCCUACGAAGCGAGGAGAACAAACAUGGGCUGCGACAACGAGCCUCCUCCAAGCCCAACCAGAAGCCUCUGAAACCCACAGAGGAGAUGGCACUGAGGCAGUCCGACAUCAAAAGGGCACCGGCACACCCCAGCAGCAGAGCGCUGACCCGCCAGCUGUCUGGGGAAGCAGUGCCUAAAUGCAACGGUUCUCUGAGGAAAGCCAACAGCAACCAAACCGCCGCUCCAGUGCCAACCUCACCGCCCAGCCCCAUGAAAAACUGGGGAGGCUUCAAAAUCCCAAAGAAAGGGGAGAAGCUCCAGCAUGGCGAGGGGCAGCCAGAGGCCUGCCAGAGGAAAUCGCCCUCCGCAGACCUGGGCCUUGGUAGGGAUUCUCCUAAAGGCAAAGCCAAAGCUCGUCUAAAGAAAGAGACUGAAAACGAUGGCUACGCCCCUGACGCGGAGCUCAGUGACUCCGAGACGGAGGCAAAAGAAAAAGUGUGUCGGCCACAGCGUCUCAGUGCGAGCGCCUCCCUUAACAGGCGGUACGGGACAGACAUCAUCCGGAGGAGCAUCAUGGCUUCUUGAGGGGUGUACUGGGUCACUAACUGAGGCAUUACUGAGUUGGUCACUUGAACUACUUGCCUAAAUUUAAAAAGCUUUUUUUUAAAAUAAAUGUGGAAGUAUACACUUAAAAGAUUCCAUCACUGUGCAGGUACUUUAACCGUUUACUCAUCUCAAAGCACUUAUUUUUAAAAGCUUGUUAAUUCUUAAUUAAAGUUCAGGUUGCUUUUUGACCUUUGGUUAAACUGAAGGUAUUGAGUCGGACCUGAUUGAAACAUACAAGUUUAUUUACACAUGCACCCCCCCCAUUCAGAGAAACACUACACUUCUUUUCUUUUAAAAUUGAAGCUGAGCUUGAUAGACUUGGUGAAACUACUGGGUCUGUGAGCCAUAGCACUGUCUUUAAAGUGGAUUAUUUUUGUUAAAGAAAAAAAACCAAGCACAAGUUCUUAAAAAAUAAUAAAAAAAACCUUGAAAAUGACAAUAUGGUAAAUGAUUACCGUUAUGCACUGCAGCGCCAAUUAUGUUGAUUUUGUCAACUUUGGUAGUUGCUCCCAUGGCAUUGUUUGCCAUGUUUUGUUUGCGGAAAGUGAUCUUUAUAAUUAAAGCUUACUUCAUUUGACAAUUUUUAGCCGUAGGUAAAGAAGACUUUAUUUUUUUAAAGGGAGGUGGGGGUAAUCCUCGUUAUCCCCUUGUCUUUUCUCAGAGGUCUUUAUUUCGCUCUGCAGUGAUCCCUACUAGGAAGGGUAUGACUGGAGCAGCAGUCAGUAUCAGCCUAGCUAACCCUUUUUGUAUAGAAAGAUCUGCACUAAUGUCAAGGGCCACCAGGGCAGAUCUGUAUGAAACACAUUGAAACAAAGGUAUUGCUUGGAACAUAUUUGUUUUUACAGUGAUAACGAAUAUAUUUAAAAGGAAAAAAAUAAGUGCUGAUCCACUGCCGGAUGCAAAUAAUUCAACACAUGAUUUGUAACAAACAGUAGGAAACUCCUUUUUUCUGGAAAGGCUAAGCAGAGGCUUAAAAUAAGCAUGGCGCAUUUUAAUAAAUAAUACAGCUAAAUCUCCACUUAGUAGAGGCACGGCAGCUGAAUCAUUUGCAUCUGGUAGUUAAUUGUGACCCUGACUUGAAUGACACAUGUACAAUACAAUGUGUUAUUCAUAUACUUUGAGCUUUUGCCAAAUACAGCCCCUCUAUCAUAAAAAAAUGUUUGUGAUUUAUCUACAAUAAGCAAUAAUAAUUGAUUGGGCUAUCAGCAAUAAGUCUUUUUGAGAAGACUAUUACAGUGUUAUAUUAAAAAGGUGUAUUCGAAAGCAUUUUUGAAUCAGAAAUGUCAGGAAAGAAAAUAUGCAUUAGACAAACGAGCAGUCUAGUCGGUGUCUUUCGUGUUCUUAUGCAUACAAAGUAAGUUGUAAAAGAAAAUUACAAUUUGCUCAUCAGUUGCAAAAAAAAAAGUUAAACAAAAUUUUAAAAGUUCAAAUCAUUGCUUCUGUUCUACACAUGCAAAAAUGUGUGUGUUACUUUAAUUUACAUUCAAGUGUUUAGGUAAGAGCCAUAUUUUCCCAUAGUCUUGAUUCUAAACUUAACUGGCAGAGAUGGUUACAAAUGCACAGAAUUGUAAUGAUGUUUGAGAUAUGUCUGUAUUUUCAGUGUCAUACCUUACUUGAUCAUGAUACAAUAGAUCAAUGUACAAGUGGAAAUCCCCUUUUAAUAACAUUUCACAAAGUACUUUUUACCUUUUAAAAAUCUACAGUACUGUGCUGAAUUUGUACAGCAGCUUUAAUGUGUUCAUCGCAACCAAAGUCAUAGUAGUUUAGGCUAAUUAAGCUUCUGUAAAAGUUGCUUUGGCAUGCGUGGUAGAAAAAGGGUAAUUUAAGGGAUAUGCGUUGUACAUGUGACUGGCUGUAGCUGUGUUAAACUGUGCAUACUGUACUUUACAGCAAACACUUGUACAGACACGUCUCUCACUUUGUGCCUAGCUUUGUGUCCAUCCAAGUUCAAUAUGCAAAUAGAUGCAUAACACAUACAAACAGGGCAGAAAAAAAAAGAUUUAUACAUUGAAAGCUAUUUUAUAUAACUUGGCCCUUUUGCUGUAUUUUUUCUUUCCUUUUGAAGGUAUUUAUAAAAGUAGUCAAGGACAACUGAUUUUUUUUUGUUUAUGAAUGUAAAUAUAGAGGAAUUGUGCCUUUUUGUCUGUUUGUGAAUAAACUGCUGUACAAUUUGCAAUACAUAAAGGUGGUCAUGUUUUUGUAGGUUCCUAACUGGUAGCUUUUUAACUGUACUGGGAGUUUGUGUGUGUUGAGGAGGAGGAGGAGGAGGAGGAGGAGAAGAGGGUUGUCUACAGUACAGAUUUCUGUUCCUCAAAAAUAUUUUUUUAUUGGAGCACCACUGGUUAUGCUUUCAAUUAUUUUUUAUUUUGGGUUCAACCAGUUAGCAAACUGAUGCAUGUUACAGCAAUUUACUUUUUUUAGAUUUGUGGUCAGUAAUUUAGGAUGCAAGUUUAUAUUGUAGUACAAUUAAAAAAUAAUGACCUUUGUGUGUAACUGUUAGCCAUCAUCAGCUAUACUGUAUACAGUAUGUUGCAUUGUGUGCCUGUUGUAAAUGGUUGCAUAAUCUCAUUUAAUAAUUUAGAAAAUACAGAACAAACUAUUUGUAUUUUGAUAUUUGUUUCUACCAACAGCUGCUAAAUAAAGUCCCAACAAAGUUUGUGUCAG